Octopus bimaculoides (California two-spot octopus) is the source of this 1914-nucleotide messenger RNA. RefSeq names its product centromere protein L. The record is from RefSeq and is a predicted model, not a curated record. Lineage: Eukaryota; Metazoa; Mollusca; Cephalopoda; Octopoda; Octopodidae.
UAACUAAUAAUUUUAAGAUGGAUAAUUUAGUUAUUAACAUAUUCAAUUUAAUUUUGAUACAUUCUUUCGAAAUGUUGAUUAGUUAAUACUCGGCAUCAUUUUAUAUUUUGAAGUUAUUUUAAUUAUCUUACAUUUUAAGCCAGGAAAGUGACAAUUAUGUUGAUGAACAAAGGCAUAUGAAGUCAUCUUUUUCAUCAAAAAUAUUUUAUAUUUCAAUGUUUAGUAUAUUCUAUCCCUCAUAUGGCUUUCGAUAUCUAAAGCUAACGUAAAUUGGCCGUUUAUUUUCACUUGUAUGUAUAGAGUUUGUAACUGAAACUUGUAGAUGACAGUCUUGUCAAACUCGUGUUUUGUCGAGUGAAUACUUGUCUACUUGAAUUUUGCUGUGUAGUCAGGAACUGGUGGAUGAAAUACUGUUCCUACAACCUUAAUUGUUGGGCCCAUAGUAUCUUUAUUUGCGUCAAGGAUUUCUUUACGCAGUCGUUGUUGUUAUGGCUGUCCUCGGUUUAUCUUAGAAAUGCAUACAAUAGAAUAUAACACUCAGUAGAAACAAGAAAUGGCUUAUAAUUAUCAUAGAAACUAUAAUGCAACAAUAUAAAAGUCGGGAGAAAAAAACGCUUUGCGAGACUAUAAAGAAAAAGUAAUUGCUGAACUUUCUCUCUGUCCUUAUAGAGACAGGGAGGCAAAUCAGUGCUGACAUUUGGAAUUCAUGAUAGUGAACCAUUUAGAUGUGUAAACAGUGCGCUGACCCAGGUCAGCAUUGAUCCAGGAAACCACGUAUCAAAGAUUUUCCGGCCGCGACCAUUUAGUGGAAUUUUACCAAAAUGUCCUUGCCACCACAAUUUCAUACAAGAACACCUGUAAUACGAAAACUACCAAGUGAAAUACAAUCAGCAGCUAAAGCAGUUGCUCCACCAAAGAUACCAGCCCUGAAGAAUACAUGUCAUUUAUUUAAAUUAAGUCCAAUUUUGAACUUUGAAACUACUCCUGCUAAAUUCAAGAUGUAUUCUACAUCUCUCACAUCUUACUGUCAGUCAAAAACAAAGGGGAUUCAUUCAGUGUCUGUUUCUUCCUGUAAUUUUACAACACUCGAAGGAUUUAAAGUUUCUGAAGCUGACAAAGAUGCUGUACAAUUGACAAUGUAUACCAAAAAGGGCACUCAAAAUAAAAUGAUACUACUGGCACUUAUGUGCUGUGUAGAUUUAUCACCACAUUUUACUGCACAUGAGAAGCCAUUUUCAUGCUACCCAGUUAUGAUCAUUAGAGGAUCUAGCAUGCUUAGAUCUUGGACUUGUGAGUGGUUUGAGAAAGAAUUUCAUGCUAAAAUCAGUCCAUUACAUUUCUCAUCAAUUGAUCUUUGUUGGAUGUUAUCAUUAUGGACUGGCAAGAUCAACUCUGAUGUGGCUUCACCUACCUAUCUUGUGUUUCAAGUACCUGAUGAGAUUAAGGGAAUGAAUGAAGUUAAAAUAGCAAUUGAUACAAAAGAUUUACAGUAUGUUUGGGACAAAAUUCACCCAGACCCAAAUGAUAGUGAAUUUACAAUUGAUCAAGUAAAUGAAUUCAUAUCACAAAUUGAAUUAUUUUACUAUGAGGUUUUGAAAAUAAAAAUCACUUCAUUGAAAUUAAUCAAAAUCAGGAAUGCUUUGGCCUCAGUCUCUGUUAAUGGAGUGUUCAAACUUUGUUCUUCAAAUCAUCUUGUUCAUAUUCUUGGAUUAUUCUGCCAGAUGUCUGUAGAACAGCUGAGUUUUAUUUACACCACUUAAUGGAGAAUAUAUCAUUGGUUUAUGAUCUGUAUUAUGACUAUUUUAUUCCUACUCUGUAUAAUAUUCUUUUAUAAGAAAUCACUAUUUCAAUAAAACAUAUUUUUUGCACUUUAAAAAAAAAAUUUGCAGAAACAACAAACAAACAAUCAAACAA